This is a messenger RNA of Rotaria socialis, 492 nucleotides long. NCBI's taxonomy places the organism in Eukaryota, Metazoa, Rotifera, Eurotatoria, Philodinida, Philodinidae. The record is from the annotation of a GenBank genome assembly.
AUGUCGAACAUUUCGUUACUAAAAUCGUCUCAGCAUUACAUGGAAUUAUUAAUAGAAUCGCCAGAUAUGCCAACAUCGACAUCAACCAGUGAUACGUCGAUUUUGGAUGAUAUUACUUUUCCUAUUCUAUCAAACUGCGAUGAUCUGAUCAGUUCAACAGCAUCUCAUAUUGAUGAAAAUAAUGAAAACGAAGCUAUUGCACCACUUAUUGCUUCAUUAGCCGGUGAUCUAAGUAAACAUCGAACAACCAAUACUGAAACAUUAAUGCAUUUACUCAAAGGUAAUGUAGGUGCUGGCAUUCUUGCAUUGCCUUUUGCAUUAUCAAAAGCUGGAUUAUUUGGUUCUAUUGCUUUUUGGAUAAUGGGUGCAAAGAAACUUUAUUGUAUGCAUCAAUUAUUGCGAUGUCACGAACAUUACCGAUCUCAUACGUCGAGAUCUAAAUGUGAUUUCGGUGGUAUUAUGCGAUAUACAUUAGAAACAUGUCGUUGGUGA